GAUGCUCCUCCCUUAGCAACACUCCUACGAUCCCCCUCUUUCUUAUUUAGAAAUCAAAUACACCACAAAAAAAAGUCAACUGUUUAAAACAGACUGGACAUGUCAAGCUUGGUUUAAAAGGGAACCAGUGCAAGAUCUAGCAAAUCCAGAUUUGAGUCCAAAAUGAAUUUGUGGACAUCUGUCUUUUUGGUCCUGCAGCUGCUAUUAAACCUGUGCUCACAUGCUGAGGCCCAGACCUUAGAACUCUAUGAUCUUCUCACCUCCCCUGAUUGCUUGCCAGACCUGCUGCAAGGAGGUUUGGCUGAAAAAGGGGUGAAUGAGGCUUUCAUCUUGACCACCUUUAAGCUGCAACCAAAGACUGGAACCACUGUGUUUGGCCUGUUCAACCCGAGGGACAACAGCAAGUAUUUUGAGUUUACUGUAAUGGGGAAGCUCAACCGAGCUGUGUUACGUUACUUGCGGACUGACAAGAGAAUGAGCUCGGUUACCUUUAACAACCUGGUGCUGGCGGAUGGCCAGCAGCACCGGCUGUUGUUCCACCUGAAGGGACUGCAGCAGCAGGAGCCAGGCAGGGUGGAGCUACAUCUGGACUGCAGAUUGGUAGAGACUGUCCGGGAUCUUCCUGCUGCCUUCCAGGGUUUACCAGCAGGGUACGGUAUGGUGGAACUAAGGACAAUGCAAGCAAGGGAGCAGGAGAGCUUAGAAGAACUGAAACUGGUGGUUGGGGACUCGUUUGAAAACGUUGCAUCAUUACAAGGAUGUUAUUUUCAGCAAAAAGACUCAGUUCAAACUUUAGGGGUCAACACAAAGCAGUUGUCCAAUCAAAUGUUGGAGCUAACAAAGGUGGUAAAUGAGCUGAAGGACGUGCUCAUUCAGCAGGUUAAGGAAACAUCUUUUCUGCGAAACACGAUAUCAGAAUGUCAGGCUUGUGGUCUGGGUGGAACAGAGGUGGUGAAACCAAGAUGUGCGCCUGGUGUCUGUUUCCGUGAUGAUAUGUGUAUUGAGACAGCAAAUGGUGUUGAGUGUGCACCCUGCCCAGACGGAUACACUGGAGACGGCUUUAACUGUGAUGAUGUUGAUGAGUGCCAGUUUAACCCCUGCUUCCCCGGAGUGAAGUGUGUUAACACCGCCCCUGGCUUCCGCUGUGAUGCCUGCCCCCUGGGCUACAUCGGUCUGCCGGUGGAGGGGGUGGGCAUUUUAUUUGCUCAAACCAACAAACAGGUCUGCGAUGACAUUGAUGAAUGCAAAGGACCUGACAAUGGUGGCUGCACUGCAAACUCCAUCUGUCACAACUCUGUGGGCUCCUUUUACUGUGGCAGCUGUAAGUCAGGAUUCACAGGAGAUCAGGUGAAGGGCUGUGAACCAGAGCUCAGCUGUGGAAACAGCCUGACCAACCCCUGCGAUAUCAAUGCCGACUGCAUUCGAGAAAGAGACGGAUCCAUUUCGUGUCAGUGUGGAAUUGGCUGGGCUGGCAAUGGAUACCUGUGUGGGAAAGACACCGACAUUGAUGGAUACCCAGAUGAAAAACUCAAGUGCAAGGACACAAGCUGUAGAAAGGAUAACUGCAUGUUUGUUCCUAACUCUGGUCAAGAGGAUGCUGACAGGGAUGGCCAGGGAGAUGCCUGCGAUGAUGAUGCAGAUGGAGAUGGUAUUCCAAAUGAGCAGGACAACUGCCGACUGAAGCCCAACGUGGACCAGAGGAACAGUGAUGGAGACAGUCAUGGUGAUGCCUGUGACAACUGUCGGAUGGUGAAAAACCCAGACCAGAGGGACACUGACGGUGACGGCAAAGGAGACGCCUGUGACGAUGACAUGGAUGGAGAUGGUAUAAAGAACUUUCUGGACAACUGCCAGCGUGUCCAGAACAGAGACCAGCUGGACCGGGAUGGAGACGGAGUGGGAGAUGCUUGUGACAGCUGCCCUGAUAUCCCCAACCCAAACCAGUCUGACGUUGAUAAUGACCUCGUUGGGGAUUCAUGUGACACGAACCAAGACAGUGAUGGUGAUGGUCACCAAGACACCAAGGACAAUUGUCCACUAGUGAUUAACAGCUCCCAGCUGGAUAGUGACAAAGAUGGGCUGGGAGACGAAUGUGACGAUGAUGAUGACAAUGAUGGGAUCCCGGAUGUUUUACCGCCUGGCCCAGACAACUGUAGGCUUGUGCCUAACCCUGAGCAAAUCGAUGACAACAAUGAUGGGGUUGGCGAUAUCUGUGAGUCUGACUUUGACCAGGACAAAGUUAUUGACCGGAUUGAUAACUGCCCUGAGAACGCAGAGGUCACCCUGACAGACUUCAGGGCCUACCAAACUGUGGUGCUGGACCCUGAGGGAGACGCCCAGAUUGACCCCAACUGGGUUGUUCUCAACCAGGGAAUGGAAAUAGUUCAGACCAUGAAUAGUGACCCCGGACUUGCUGUUGGAUACACUGCUUUUAGUGGAGUUGACUUUGAGGGGACGUUUCACGUGAACACUGUGACCGAUGAUGACUAUGCCGGCUUCAUCUUUGGCUACCAGGACUCGUCGUCUUUCUAUGUAGUGAUGUGGAAGCAGACCGAACAAACUUACUGGCAGGCAACUCCUUUUAGGGCUGUGGCUGAACCCGGGAUCCAGCUCAAGGCUGUAAAGUCCAGGUCUGGGCCUGGAGAACAUUUGAGAAACUCACUGUGGCACACAGGAGACACCAAUGAUCAGGUGCGUCUGCUGUGGAAGGACCCGAGGAACGUCGGCUGGAAAGAUAAGGUUUCCUACCGCUGGUACUUGCAGCACCGUCCACAGGUCGGCUACAUCAGAGUGCGGUUCUAUGAGGGAACUCAGCUGGUUGCAGAUUCCGGUGUGACCAUCGACACAACCAUGAGAGGAGGGCGACUUGGCGUGUUCUGUUUCUCACAAGAAAACAUCAUCUGGUCCAAUCUGAAAUAUCGCUGCAACGAUACCAUCCCAGAGGAUUUCCAAGAGUUCAGCGCUCAGCACACCGUUGACUCAAUCUAAAGUCAAGGCUUAUAGAAGCCUCGAAAUCUACAAAGAGUGCAUUUCUGUGUGGGUGUAUCUGUAUGGAUGUGCAUGGGGUGACUUGUAUGUGCCGGUGUAUUUUUGGUUUAAAUGUGUUACAGAAACAUUAACAUAUAUGAGGACAAACUUGUACUGUAUGCUCUUAUUGUUAAGUCAUUUUUAUUCAAACCCUGUCUACUUAAUCAUCUAUUUAAGGUCUCGGUUAGAAGUAGAUAAAAUAGACACAUUUUCCAACUAAUACUAAGCUGUAUUUCAUAAGAUGUUAAUAAAUAUGCAGUGAAACCACAUUAUAACCUAUAUAAUUUGAUUAAAUGUUACUUUCAACCAGCUUUCAUCCACCUACAUUCAAUGAGUUUUUCUUUAUUAUACCUUUGUCUGUAGUGGUUGACAAGUUUAAUUUGUAGUUAUCUAAGAACUUUCCAUGUAUAGGCAAUUUUCCUUUGGCCUCCCUUUUCAUAAUGUGACAAAUGAAGUUAAAAAUGUUACAAGGACUCAAAAUGGGGAUUUUUUUUCAACAAUAAUUGCAAUUGCAAAUUUAUUCUCAUUUUCCUUCACACAAAAGCACAAGCAUGUAAAUGUUUCACUCCAGGGUUUCAUUGUUUUUCUUUGUUGGUUUUAUUGCUACUGUGGUAAGGUGCUACCUUCUAAUGGCGUAAAUGGAUCUGUCUGCUAGAUGGAAGUCUCAUAAUGAAAAUGCAGUUUGAAUUUAUAAUGUGCCAAAUAAAUGUACCUGACUUUGGACAGACUGUAAAAAA
Messenger RNA from Cyprinodon tularosa, 3764 nucleotides. RefSeq names its product thrombospondin 4b (gene thbs4b). Gene Ontology annotation, biological process: cell adhesion. Bases 163 to 2988 code for a protein of 941 amino acids. The record is from RefSeq and is a predicted model, not a curated record. Gene Ontology annotation, molecular function: calcium ion binding. Lineage: Eukaryota; Metazoa; Chordata; Actinopteri; Cyprinodontiformes; Cyprinodontidae. The transcript is spliced from 22 exons. Gene Ontology annotation, cellular component: extracellular region.